AUGGAACAAACAUAUCAAUAUGCGUGGAUCAUACCUUUUGUUCCCCUUCUAGUUCCUAUGUUAAUAGGAGCAGGACUUCUUAUUUUUCCCACGGUAACAAAAAAUCUUCGUCGUAUGUGGUCUUUUCAGAGUGUUUUAUUGUUAAGUAUAGUCAUGGCAUUUUCAAUCUAUCUAUCUAUUCAGCAAAUAAAUAGGGGUUCUAUCUAUCAAUAUGUAUGGUCUUGGAUAAUAAAUAAUGAUUUUUCUUUUGAAUUCGGUUACUUGAUCGACCCACUUACUUCUAUUAUGUCAAUAUUAGUCACUACUGUUGGAAUUUUGGUUCUUAUUUAUAGUGAUAAUUAUAUGGCUCAUGAUCAAGGAUAUUUGAGAUUUUUUACUUAUAUGAGUUUUUUCUGUGCUGCCAUGUUGGGAUUAGUUACUAGUUCUAAUUUUAUACAAAUUUAUAUUUUUUGGGAAUUGGUUGGACUAUGUUCCUAUCUAUUAAUAGGGUUUUGGUUUACACGACCUGGUGCGGCAAAUGCUUGCCAAAAAGCGUUUGUAACUAAUCGUGUAGGGGAUUUUGGCUUAUUAUUAGGAAUUUUAGGCUUUUAUUGGAUAACAGGCAGUUUUGAAUUUCGGGAGUUAUUCCAAAUAUUGAAUAAUUUGAUUUCGAGCAAAGAGGUCAAUCUUUUAUUUGUUACUUUAUGCGCUGCGCUGUUAUUUGUCGGUGCAAUUGCGAAAUCCGCGCAAUUUCCUCUUCAUGUCUGGUUACCCGAUGCCAUGGAGGGACCUACUCCGAUUUCGGCUCUUAUACAUGCUGCUACCUUAGUAGCAGCGGGAAUUUUUCUUGUAGCUAGGCUUCUUCCUCUUUUCUUAGUUAUACCUUACAUAAUGUAUUUCAUCUCCUUGAUAGGAAUCAUAACAGUUUUAUUAGGAGCUACUUUAGCUCUUGCUCAACAAGACAUUAAAAGAGGUUUAGCUUAUUCCACAAUGUCUCAAUUGGGUUAUAUGAUGUUAGCUCUAGGAAUGGGGUCUUACCGAAGUGCUUUAUUUCAUUUGAUUACUCAUGCUUAUUCCAAGGCAUUAUUAUUCUUAGCAGCUGGAUCCGUUAUUCAUUCAAUGGAGACUAUUAUUGGUUAUUCUCCCGAAAAAAGUCAGAAUAUGGUUAUUAUGGGCGGUUUAACAAAACACGUACCGAUAACCAAAGGUGCUUUUUUAUUAGGUACACUUUCACUUUGUGGUAUUCCGCCCCUUGCUUGUUUUUGGUCAAAAGAUGAAAUUCUUAAUGAUAGCUGGCUUUAUUCGCCGAUUUUCGCCCUAAUAGCUUGGGGCACAGUGGGAUUAACCGCAUUUUAUAUGUUUCGGAUUUAUUUAAUGACUUUUGAAGGACAUUUAAACGUUGGUUUUAAAAAUUAUAGUGGAAAAAAAAAUAACCCUGCUGAUUCAAUGUCUCUAUGGGGAAAAAAGGGUUCAAAGCCAAUUAACAAAAAUUUUCGCUUUUUCACAAUUGAUGAGAAAGGGGAGAAUCAAACCAAAAUUUCUUAUACUUCUGAUCCUUUUGAGUCAGAAAAUACUAUGUUAUUUCCACAAAUUCUAUUGUGUUUUGUAACUUUUGUAAUUGGAUUCUUAGGAAUUCCGAAGGAGCUUGGUUUCAAUCUCGACAUCUUAACCCAAUGGUUACAUCCUGCUAUUUAUCUUUUGCAUCACACUAAUUCAACAGAUUUAGCCGAGUUUUUAAAGCAUACGGUAAUUUCCGUGGGGAUUGCUUAUUGCGGAAUAUUUAUAGCAUUUUUAUUAUAUAAACCCACCUAUUCGUCUUUCAAAAGUUUUCUAUUAAUUAAUUCGUUUCAUCAAAAAAGCCUUAAGAGAGUUAUUCGCGACAAAAUAGUCUUUGUCAUAUAUGACUGGGCCUAUAAUCGUGCUUAUAUAGAUACUUUUUAUAAGAAUUUUUUUGUUUGCCAAGUACGAAGGUUUUCUCAAAUUAUUCGUUGUUUUGAUUUAAGAAUUAUUGACCAAAUAUUUAAUUGUUUUGCUUUUCUUAGUUUUAUUGCUAGCGAAGGUAUCAAAUAUUUAGGAUAUGCGAGAAUUCCUUUUUAUUUGUUUUUUUAUUUCUUUUUUGUAUCAAUCUUUAUUUUUCUGUUUUACAAAAAUUAA
Molecule: messenger RNA, 2133 nt
Organism: Ipomoea nil (Japanese morning glory)
Lineage: Eukaryota; Viridiplantae; Streptophyta; Magnoliopsida; Solanales; Convolvulaceae
Source: the annotation of a RefSeq genome assembly